UCUACAGCCUUUGAACAGCAGCUUCUACACGACUACUAGCCAGCUUGCCAGUGCUAUUCGCCGAGUCUGGGCAAUUCUAUUCACUUGCUUUGUUGUGGCCAAACUGAGACUUCGUUCCCCUCCCACCAGCAAACAUGAUCGGAAUGGAAACGUACAACGGCCAUGUGCGCACGCCUGCAGAUGCCAUCAUUCUCUUCGAGGCGUGUCGCAUAGGUCUUCUCCCGCGCGUCCAGCGUCGCCUGUCGGAAAAGGAGCGUCAAUCGAUCAAAUCCGGCUCGGUCUUCGUUUGGGAUGAGCGCGAGGCGGGAAUGCGACGAUGGACCGAUGGCAAAUCGUGGAGUGCAAGUCGUGUGUCGGGCAGCUUUUUGACGUAUCGCGAGAUGGAGGGCAAGCGUGGAGGCAACAGCAGCAAUGCGGCUCGCGACAGCACGAAUCCUCCGGAAGCUGACUCUGAUGGAGGUGGGCCGGAUGGCUAUCGCUAUAAGCCUGACGGACUGAUGAAGCAGUCAUUCUCUAUCACGACGAACUCUGGCCAACACCUGCAUC
Molecule: messenger RNA, 546 nt
Organism: Zymoseptoria tritici IPO323
Lineage: Eukaryota; Fungi; Ascomycota; Dothideomycetes; Mycosphaerellales; Mycosphaerellaceae
Exons: 2
Molecular function (GO): DNA binding
Source: RefSeq, a predicted model, not a curated record